UAGAUACUUUAUCCUUGACGAACAAUACGAAAGGAUACCACCUUGUCCCGAGUUCAUCAGAAGACCCACAGUUUACGAUAGUUGUUGUGUUUUUGUUGACACCUGUGUAUGUAGAUAGCGCAUCGACAGUGUGUCAAAACCGCAGGACUUUAUUUACCAAUCCAUCUAAAAUCUCUAUAUUUCUUACUAAGUAAACGGCGAACGGAAAAGUUGAUGUAAAGAACGAGAAGUCAGAACUUUGACAAUCUUCAGAAACUUCGGUAUUCUUCCCAGAGAGAAACUAAGAUGAUUCGAGUGUAGUGAUUUGUCUUUGGAAUUCGCUUUGUUUAUCCUUGAAUAUUUAGCAUUGCUCUCCAGCUGUCGAAGAGUGACAGAACAUUUCGACCCGUGGUCUACCGUGAAAAUGCAUCACCUACCUUACUACUACUCCCCAGAGCAGCUGAAGUCUUACCACAACAGCAUGCUAGCGGCCGCCAGUAGCAGUCCCCCGCUUUUUAGCAUCGACAACAUCCUGGCCCCACGGCCUUACCUGACCCACAGACCAUCACCCUACUUCCCGUACCCCGGUCUUGCUCAUACCCCACAGGAGCUCUUUGCAGCUGCAUACAGUCCGUUUCCUGGAUUAAUGACUGCGGCUGAUUUAGCUCGGGCCGGACAAAAACGGAAAAGACGGCAUAGAACAAUAUUUACCGAGGAACAACUGGAGGAACUAGAAAAGACUUUCAAUAAGACCCAUUACCCCGAUGUGUUACUGAGGGAGGAACUGGCAAUGAAGAUUGAUUUAAAAGAGGAAAGAGUGGAGGUCUGGUUCAAGAACAGGAGAGCCAAAUGGAGAAAGGUUAAGCGUGAGGAAGAAGCGGCUAAGAGAACGGCAGAAAGCGGUAGUACAGGAAGCGACAAAGAAAAAUCAUCAAAAUCAUCUCCCCUCGAAAGUGAAACCAAAGACAAUACGUCCGCGUACAGCGAUUGUAUGAGUGAUAGAAGUACGGACUCGCCCAGAAUAGAUAUUGAGGAAGAUGAUGCUGAUCAAGUGUCCAGUAGCGCAAAUGAACUUACGCCACCCUCUACUUCCGCUUCCGUUUCUAGUCAAAGUGCUCCUACGUCACAAAAUUCGCCAUGAACGUCACUGACUUUCUCUUUGUCGUCGUGUUACAUGAAUUAAAGCAGUGCAUGCUCUAAACGCAACUCUGGGUCUGACUUGGCUCCAAGACCUUUCUUGAAAUUCAAGCUGUAUACACAAAUCUACAAGUGCUGUGGAGUGAACUGGUCUACGUUCGCUGAUUGGCUCUCUUAGUCAGACACCCGCCAAAUUGAAACACUUCGUGACUAAAGACAAUUUCAAAUAGUGUUAACAAAUUAGGCGUUUUCAUUCAUUUUUGGCUUAAACUCGAUAUAUGAGUAUGGGCUAAGUUAGUAAAAUUUCAUAAUGCAUACAUUUUCACUAUCAUCAGAUAUUGAGAAUUUUUUAAAUGUACUUUCUCAUAACGACGAUUUCACUUUUAACAAAUGAAUAACGACUACUUCAUGUAAUUUAGUAUUAAAGAGUUUGUAUGAAAUGUCGAACGAACUCCACCGCAAAAGUCAAACUUUACACUGGGCCUGUGGAAGUUACAGGCUUGUCUGAUUAUAAUCAUAUUUAUGAAAUUAUAUUCACAUUAGAGAUUACGAAUAAAAGAAUAAAACAAAA
Messenger RNA from Magallana angulata, 1687 nucleotides. Its product is annotated as homeobox protein goosecoid-like. The transcript is spliced from 3 exons. The coding region runs from base 404 to 1120 and encodes 238 amino acids. NCBI's taxonomy places the organism in Eukaryota, Metazoa, Mollusca, Bivalvia, Ostreida, Ostreidae. Gene Ontology annotation, biological process: regulation of transcription by RNA polymerase II. The record is from RefSeq and is a predicted model, not a curated record. Gene Ontology annotation, molecular function: RNA polymerase II transcription regulatory region sequence-specific DNA binding; DNA-binding transcription factor activity, RNA polymerase II-specific.